AUGACUAGACGCAGUCGCAGCUUCUCUAGCGUUUGGGCUGCCGAGGACGUGGCUCCUCUUCUUCCCGUGUCAGGGCCCGCGGAAGGUGAAAAGCUCGAUGACUCCAGCAACUGUCGUUCGAAGUUCCUUGUCAGCCGCUUGUGGACAGGGACAAACCCAAGCCGCAGACGCGUUCCCAUCAAAAGACUUGUUCUCGUUCUGAGCGGAUUGCUAGCCAUCGCGUUGCUGGUGACUUCCAGCGCUCUGGGUGGACCAGAGGAAUUUGAAUUGGAUGCAGAGCCCGCCAAGUACAACAAAGCGGGUCUGGCGGAGGCAGCAGCGUGGAGGGCAUCCAUGUCCAGCCUCGAGCAGCCUGCAGCGGCCGUCCAGCGUCUCGGCUGGGAGGCAAGCUUCGACAGAGCACAUCAGAGCUGCUUGAGUCGCUGGGUAGCUGAUGGCGAGCUCUGCGCUGGGUUGGACCUGUCCAGUUUCGGACGCAUCGACGGUAUCUGGACCUGGGUGAAUGGAUCCGAUACGCGGCAUGUACUACAACGCAACGCUACUGUCGCUGAGCUGAUGCGCGACGAGUCUUGGGCAGCAGCUAACAAGCCUAUCUUGGUGAGCCGGGAGGGGUGAUUAGCAGCUUUGCUUCGUACCUGCACUGACUUUGCGUCUCUCACGCAGGAAUCCAUCAAUGACAACGGUCGCUUCCGAGAACACAAUGAGCUGCUCUACUCGAUACGCUCAGCAUUCAAACACCUUGGCACUGGUAUUGGUAAGGUGCACCUUCUUACAACAGACUUUCUGCUCACACCAGAAGCCAUGAAGACAGUCGAGGUGCAAACGCAGACCAAGACCUCAUCAGGAACCUCAAAUCGACUAUUGAAAACGGCUUCGACUGCCCUCGACGUGUGGAGAGGCCUUCGAUCGCAAGCCCAACCAUCGGAGGUUUCUCGCGCCCUAAUCACCUCAAAUCGCGAAGAACAAGUCUCCGAUGUAUUCUUCGACGAGUUUAUGAGGGCUCGAGAUGGGCAAGUUCCGCAGUGGCUCAACCUCUCUCACGCUACUGUUGCGAGCGGCAAUCAGGUGUUUAGCACCUCUGCCGAAGAGCAACUCAAGCGCUUCAGGGUGCACCAUCACUGGUCCAGCUUGUGCCAAACACGAGCCGAGCUCAGCAGCACCGUUCGACGUGACCCUUCAACGCGCGGUGAACUGGACAUUGCGCUUGCUGACGAUCGCACUAGCAUCAGCACCGACCAAAUUGAGCAGUACGCAUGCAGGGUCAAGCGUUUGCAGACGUACAACUCCAACGUCAUUGACUCCAUGCUUGGUGACCAGCCGGGUCUCUCUGACACCUUCUUCUACUCUGUAAGUCAUGACUCCUGCGGGCGUGGCAUGCCGCGCAAUGGUGCAGCUAACAGGCCCGUCAUUUUUGCCAGAAUGACGACACAUUCUUCGGCAACGACAUGAGCAUAGGAGAUCUUGCCACCCCUUUGUAUGGCCCGAUCUUCCGUUUCGAGACCGAGACAGUCGCGCCCAAUUUCGACGCACCCAAUCAAGGUGGAGAGUGGGCCAGCCUGCACUACUCUAGUGCGCUCAUGAGUGAGCGAUUUGGCUACCGCGGGAGAUGGUACCAAGCACAUCAACACAAAGUGUUUGUGGGCCCAGUCUUCAGAGAGGCCAAGGUGACUUGGCGAAGACAACUCGAGGACAGCCAGCUCAGCAAAUUUAGAGCCAAGAAAGAUCUCAACGCUGCAUUCAUCAAGUGAGACCUGGACCUAUCAUGCGUUUUGAUCGAUGCUCGAAGCUAACAUCUCCUCUCGCCGUCUCGAUCUUCCAGCUCGCAAUACCACAGUGAGUUGUGUGUGCAGGCACUUGCCGAUUUCUCACGUCCUGACACCUUCGACCAACCUGUCUCCCCAUAGUCGAGCGUCACAGAGAGGCCCUCCUCUGGGCCUAUUUGGUGGCACGCAUGGAUACGGACGGUGACGGAUUCUACUCGCCAUCGGAAUGGCAGGCCCUGCUUGAAGAGCUGGGCGCAAGCGCAAACACAGAAGCCAAAGUCACAUACCCUCAAAGGACCACCUUGCAAUCCACGACGGGCGAAGACACCUACUCGCGGAAUCUGUUCGCUACUGGCCUCAAUGGAGCUAAAGCUGCGUCGAUCGCUUUUACCAGCGCGGACGGCUACCCUAUGAUUGGCUUUGAGCAGCGCAACAAUGUGAAGACGCCAUUGCCCGAGUACGACCCGAGUCGCUGGCAGAAGAGCAAGUCAAUGGUAGCGUGUCGCAUCGCCCCCAUUUGCUUUGCGCCCUUCGUUGAGCGCGCCAAAAACGAGAGUAUCAACGUCAACGACGUGUUCAAGCGCCUCGCCUUCGAGCAUUGGGGAUGUGGUGAUUGCAGUGAGUCUAAGAUUCGAGACUUUGCGGAAGAGCUUCAUAAUGCUGACAGUCACGUUCGCCCCUUGUGACCACAAAGUUUUGCUCAGUCGUUUACAACAAUCCGGCCUAUCUGGCCUCAGCGGGUUUUUGCCGGGCGACAGUGCAACGAUGCCCGGAGACGUAAACGCGCUGGCCGAAUCAGCUGGUGUCCCACCUCACUUGCCGCUGGUGGACAACUUUCACCACGCAAGCUUUCUGCUGAAGGAUGUGACUGCCGCCACAAGAUGGGCAGGCAGGAGCAGGAGGGAUUUUGCGACUCGACUGAUCGCACGGUACAACUAUGCUAUCACCGUGUCCGACGGUCCCAUCGCCAUCCAAACAUUGACCGACGCGAACAGUACGGACCACAGCCUUGCGCAGAUCGAUGCUCAGAGUCCUUCGUUGUUUUGCCUCAACGAUAACAUCAACCAUGAUGAAGCAUACAUUGCAGACAAGCUGGGUAAAUGGUUCAGCGAAAAGUAUCCUCAAGCGCUUCACUUUGAGCGCGGCUCUUCUGCCUAG
This is a messenger RNA of Ceraceosorus bombacis, 2921 nucleotides long. The record is from the annotation of a GenBank genome assembly. Lineage: Eukaryota; Fungi; Basidiomycota; Exobasidiomycetes; Ceraceosorales; Ceraceosoraceae.